Fusarium verticillioides 7600 is the source of this 1341-nucleotide messenger RNA. RefSeq lists its product as hypothetical. Gene Ontology annotation, cellular component: cytosol. Gene Ontology annotation, molecular function: aldose reductase (NADPH) activity. The coding region runs from base 192 to 1094 and encodes 300 amino acids. Lineage: Eukaryota; Fungi; Ascomycota; Sordariomycetes; Hypocreales; Nectriaceae. The record is from RefSeq and is a predicted model, not a curated record. The transcript has 2 exons.
UUGAGGCUCACCGUGGCGUAAUUAACCAAAAUCACAAGCUUAACCUAUCUCCAAACUCAACCUCUUCACAUUUCAAACACCCCUCUAGCGCUGUCUCUCUCAAGUACUGUGUUCUACCAACACCAACAAACCAAUCGUGUACUUAUAUAGUCAAUCCACUUUAUCUUCUCUUUUCAGUGGUACUUCUCAACAUGGCAGCCAAACUAGCCAAAGACCUCACCCUCAAGGGCUCAUCCACUGCCAUGCCAAAGCUGGUCUAUGGCACAGCGUGGAAAAAGGACAGAUCAGCAGAUCUUGUUUAUUUAGCUCUCAAGCACGGCUUUCGCGGAGUCGAUACAGCAGGACAACCCAAGCAUUAUAAUGAGAAGGGCGUUGGGGAGGGUGUGCAAAGAGCUAUCAAGGAGGGCCUUGUUAAACGUGAAGGACUCUUUCUUCAAACAAAGUUCUCUCCUCCAGGGAAUCAAGAUGAAAAUGCACCCUAUGAUUUUGAUGCACCCCUUGUGGAUAAGAUUCAUCAAUCUAUUCAGUCAUCCUUGACUUACUUCACCCUUGAAGGCGAGGAACCUUACUUUGACAGCGUGCUUUUGCAUAGCCCCCUGCGAACUCUCGAGGAAACCAUCACUGCGUGGAAGACUCUAGAGACAUAUGUGCCUCACAAGAUCCGCAACCUAGGCAUCUCUAACACGACACUUCCAAUCCUUAAAGCAAUCAACGAGGCUGUCACUGUUAAACCAAGUGUUGUCCAGAACCGCUUCUACCCUGACACCAACUUUGAGGUAGAUCUCAGAUCCUACUGUCGAGAGCAAGGUAUUGCUUUCCAGUCAUUCUGGACUUUCAGCGCCAACCCCAGGCUCGCUGCUACCAAGCCAGUUAAUCUGGUCGCAGAGAAGGCUGCAAUUUCCGAGGUAGCUGCAUACUAUUCUUUGGUCUUGGGGCUCGAAGGCGUAACGGUUCUGGAUGGAACAACGACUGAAAAUCACAUGAAGGAUGACCUUGAAGGUAUAGAUAAGGUUGCCACUUGGGCGGAUACGGACGGAAUAGCUGAAUGGAAUUCUGCUUUGAAGCAGUUUAAGCAGAGUAUCGGGGAAGCCUGAGGGCUUCUCUGAAUACGUCUGGAUCUUUAGUGGUGCUCAGGCGAUUGGUACCUACGGUAGGGACGUAGAGGCAGACUCGCAGUUUCUGCCAGUGAUAAGAAAAUGGAAGCCGUCAACUUUACCUUUAGUACCGAAAGCAUUCUGAUUCAUUCACAUAAACUCUUGAACUUUCCUGUCACAUCACUUCUCUUACUAUCAAUAACAUAAGCCUUUUCCUUCCUCUCACAUUUUCUCAAACUACGAGAGC